Ceratotherium simum simum (southern white rhinoceros) is the source of this 1101-nucleotide messenger RNA. RefSeq names its product neuropeptides B and W receptor 2 (gene NPBWR2). NCBI's taxonomy places the organism in Eukaryota, Metazoa, Chordata, Mammalia, Perissodactyla, Rhinocerotidae. Gene Ontology annotation, biological process: neuropeptide signaling pathway. Gene Ontology annotation, cellular component: neuron projection; plasma membrane. The record is from RefSeq and is a predicted model, not a curated record. Gene Ontology annotation, molecular function: neuropeptide receptor activity; neuropeptide binding.
AUGAUGCAGGCCGCUGGGCUGGAGCCCCUCUGCAGCAAGGGCUCCCUUCAGGUCACCAUGGGCGCCAGCCUCUCUUGGGACAACAGCACUGGGCACAACGUCACCUUCCCCGAGCCACCGCCGGUCCUCUACGUGCUCCUGCCGGCGGUGUACUCCGUGAUCUGUGCCGUGGAGCUGGCGGGGAACACGGCCAUCAUCUACGUGAUCCUCAAGGUGCCCAAGAUGAAGACGGUGACCAACGUGUUCAUCCUGAACCUGGCUGUGGCCAACGACCUCUUCACGCUGGUGCUACCCGUCAGCGUCACCGAGCACCUGCUGCAGCGCUGGCCCUUCGGGGAUCUGCUCUGCAAGCUGGUGCUGGCCCUCAACCACCACAACAUCUUCUCCAGCAUCUACUUCCUGGCGGCCAUGAGCGUGGACCGUUACCUGGUGGUACUGGCCACUGCGAGGUCCCGCCGUGUGCCCCAGCACACCCUCUGGGGGGCAAAGGUCACCAGCCUGUGCAUCUGGCUCAGCGUCACUAUCAUGGUGCUGCCCUACUUCGCCUUCGCCGGUGUCUACAGCAACGAGCUGCAGGUCACCAGCUGCAGGCUGAGCUUCCCUCAGCCUGAGUGGGCCUGGUUCAGGGCCAGCCACAUCUACACGCUGGUCCUGGGCUUCACGGUGCCCGAGUGCACCCUCUGCGUGCUCUACGUGGACCUGCUGCGUAGGCUGCGGGCCCUGCGGCUCCACUCCGGAGCCAAGGCUUUGGACAAGGCCAAGCAGAAGGUGACUGUCCUGGUCCUGGCUGUGCUGGCUGUGGGCCUGCUCUGCUGGAUGCCCUUCCACCUGGCCUCCAUCGUGGCCCUGAUCACAGACCUGCCCCAGACCUUGCUGGUCAUUAGCAUCUCCUACGUCAUCACCAGCUUCAGCUACGCCAGCUCCUGCCAACCUCUCCUCUACACCUUCCUGGAUGACGGCUUCCGCCAGAGCUUCCGCACCACAUUCCGGUGCCCAGGGACCUGGCACGUCUGCAGGAAAAGCGCUGUCCCUUUCAAGGAACAUCCCACUUGUUCACUUCCCAUCACUGUUUUCUCUACGCAAAGAGAUAAAGACCCGUAA